Messenger RNA from Coregonus sp. 'balchen', 9751 nucleotides. The record is from the annotation of a GenBank genome assembly. Lineage: Eukaryota; Metazoa; Chordata; Actinopteri; Salmoniformes; Salmonidae.
CAUCUGAGAGGAGAGAGAGAGAGAGAGAGAGAGAGAGAGAGAGAGAGAGAGAGACAACACCUUCCCAUCCUGGUUGGAACCCAGUCCAUAGCUCUGGUAGGAAACCAUGCUGAGCAUUGCUAGGCAACCAGCUUUGCUUCUAUGUUGUUAGUCGCUGUUAUACUGACUGAAUAGUGCAAUCAAACCAAUGGCUGAAAUGGCUGGGCUUAGGAGUGAAUUGGUGUUUUGGCUGUGCAGACACUGGGUAUUCGUACUGUAACAAAGCAAUGUAGGCACUUCUUUAGGUGUCUUUCAGACUAGAAUGUGAUGGUUUGGUAAAUUUUUCUAACUGUGUGUCAAGCUUUGAUUGCCUGUAAUGCUCUUCGAGCAUUAGAAAAAACUGUUACAGUGCCAUUCAUACAGUGUUAAAGAAGAUGACUGAAUAUACAUUAGGCUUUAAAUAAUUGUGUGUCUUGCAUUUGAAGUCCUAAAAUAAAUGGCAUAUGCUUUGGUUUACAAGAUAAAUGUGAUCAUGGACAAAUGUACUCCUCAUGGGCUCUGUUUUGUUCUGAGAUACAAACUGCGCUUUUGAAAGAGAAGUAAAACAAAAUGUUGGUAAGCUCCUUUUAUAUCACAUUAAUAUGCGACAAGGUACAGUAUAUCUACACACUAGUGUACCAUAAUCACCUCACAUGGGUUGUAACUUAAAUCAGUUUAGAUAAAACUCCACAGAGGGAUUCUCCAGAGCUUCAGUACCAGGAAAGUGUGACCUGCCUGCACUCGUUUACUGCUUACCAAAAGUUACAUCGAUCAGUGAUAAUUUGUUUGUCCGUUUACUUCCUUAAUCUGUAAGCCUAUCAUCAUCAUCAUAUUUUUGGGUGAUAAGAUGCCGAGGUAGUGAAUAUUGAUCAGGGGCAAGUUUCCCAAAAGCUUUGUCUAGCUAACAUGUAACUUUAUUACUCACUCCUGAAUAGUUCACACCUUGUAUCAUGAAUAAAUUAACCUUGAACAGACCAGGAGAUGAUAGUAAAUAGAAACUGCUACCUGAUGAUAGGGACAAGCCAAACUAAACGGUCAGGACAUACAAUACCUGCAGUCUACUUCCAUGAAGACAGACAGUCUUCAGACUGCACAGACCAGAUGGUAGGCAGACAAACAGUAGACAGCACUGAGGGUUAACACAAAGCACGCAGGUUGUGAGACUUGGCAUCCUGAGCUGAACCAAAGCCAUGGCCUAAACUGCCAAGUGCCACAUACCUUCAGUGAAAUCUCACUCAGGGAUCUUGUUCUUGGGAAACUGCUUUUGUUUAGCAUUGAGGAAGGCUUGGUAUAAUUUAUGUUUCUCAUUCAGCCUGUCACUGUGCCCAUAUAGGUAAUGUACUGUAAAACAUGGUGUUGUACAGUAAUUUGGUGUCAUUGUUUUUAUUAGCCAUCAUAAUCCAGCCUUUUCCAGGUAGUGGUCAAUAAAGAGAGGGUGAAUAUAGGUCAGAGUAUAAAGAGCUGAGUCUAUUAUUUGUCCAACUGAAACUGCAGGUGAGCACUAUGACAACCUUUCACAGACAGACCAUAUUAGUAUAUAAUACGCUCUUACAAUAUGAUAAAGCAGAUUACAUUGUCACAUUAAAUAUUCACUCCAAAAUCAAGAUGUUUUCAGAUUUCAAAUGUGGGCUGAUUUCAGAUGAGCUGUCCCUGGAAUUACCCAUCACUGAACUACAGUGAGGGAAAAACGUAUUUGAUCCCCUGCUGAUUUUGUACAUUUGCCCACUGACAAAGAAAUGAUCAGUCUAUAAUUUCAAUUGAUUUGUAUUUUAAUGAGGGAAAUAAGAAUUUGACCCCUCUGCAAAACAUGACUUAGUACUUGGUGGCAAAACCCUUGUUGGCAAUCACAGAGGUCAGACUGUCACGAUCGCCAAUAAAGUAGGACCAAAGCGCAGCGUUGGGAGUGAACAUGAUGACUUUAAUGUGAAAUAACGACAAAACAAAACACGAUCCGUAACGUCCUCAGUACACCGACUGAACAUAGAACAAAAACCCACAACUAACACAAGAAAACCUACAUCUUAAAUAUGGCUCCCAAUCAGAGAUAACGAGCCGACAGCUGACACUCGUUACCUCCGAUUGGGAGUCAUUGAAUACAAACAAGGAAACACAACCACAACCUAGAAAUAGACACAACAGAACUCCCCACCUAGAAAUAAACGUGACAGACAUGCAACCAUAAAACAUCACCCAAAACCCAACAAAACAACAUACACCCUGGCUCAAAUACACAAGUCCUGGAGCCAGAGUGUGACAGUACCCCCCCCUAAAGGUGCGAACUCCGGGCGCACCAGCAUACAGUCUAGGGGAGGGUCUGGGUGGGCGUCUGUCCACGGUGGCGGUUCUGCCCCUGGUCGUGGUCCCCAUCCCACCUUAGUCACCACCCGCUUCCCUAGCCUCCUCCACAUUACCACCCCCCAACUACACCCCACUGGGUUAAGGGGCGGCACCGGACUAAGGGGCAGCACCGGACUACGGGGAAGUACCGGACUAAGGGGCAGUACCGGACUAAGGGGCAGUACCAGGCUGAAUGGCGGAUACUGGCUGGACGGCUCUGGUGGCUCCUGGCUGGUCGGCUCUGGCGGAUCCUGGCUGGACGGCUCUGGCGGAUCCCGGCUGGACGGCUCUGGCGGAUCCCGGCUGGACGGCUCUGGCGGAUCCCGGCUGGACAGCUCUGGCGGAUCCCGGCUGGCGGCUGGACGGCUCUGGCGGAUCCCGGCUGGACGGCUCUGGCGGAUCCCUGGCUCUGGCGGAUCCUGGCUGGACGGCUCUGGCGGAUCCUGGCUGGACGGCUCAUGGCUGGCUGAUGGAUCUGGCUGCUCAUGGCUGGCUGACGGAUCUGGCUGCUCAUGGCUGGCUGACGGAUCUGGCUGCUCAUGGCUGGCUGACGGAUCUGGCUGCUCAUGGCUGGCUGACGGAUCUGGCUGCUCAUGGCCGGCUGACGGAUCUGGCUGCUCAUGGCUGGACGGCUCUGGCGGAUCCUUGCUGGCGGAAGGCUCUGGCUGAUCCUGGCUGGCGGAAGGCUCUGGCUGAUCCUGUCUGGCAGAAGGCUCUGGCUGAUCCUGUCUGGCGGAAGGCUCUGGCUGAUCCCGUCUGGCGGAAGGCUCUGGCUGAUCCCGUCUGGCGGAAGGCUCUGGCUGAUCCUGUCUGGCGGACGGCUCUGGCUGGACAGGGCUGACGACGCACCCCGUAGGCUCGGGGCGUUGAGCAGGGACAGGCAGAACCGCACUGGGGACACACACCCCUGGCCCUACACGGGGAUCAGGAACGGGCCGGACCGGACUGGAAACACCCCCCAGUACCUCUCGCCGUGCCUCCACACUUUCCAUCCCCUUCGUAACCAGUGGCCCCCUUAAACUGGCGGCCAUAUCUGCCAACCUCUUGCACUCCUCCGGGCCGUACACCUUCUGCCCCGACGUCGUGAGCCCCCCCCCUAAAAAUUUUCUGGGGGUCUCUCCUCUCGGUGGACCAGGCCUCCAUAGUCCUCUCCCAACCUUCACUCUUCUGGCUCCACCACCCGUUAUCCAACUGCUGCUUGGUCUCGUUGUGGUGGGUUUUUCUGUCAUGAUCGCCAAUAAAGUAGGACCAAAGCGCAGCGUUGGGAGUGAACAUGAUGACUUUAAUGUGAAAUAACGACAAAACAAAACACGAUCCGUAACGUCCUCAGUACACCGACUGAACAUAGAACAAAAACCCACAACUAACACAAGAAAACCUACAUCUUAAAUAUGGCUCCCAAUCAGAGAUAACGAGCCGACAGCUGACACUCGUUACCUCCGAUUGGGAGUCAUUGAAUACAAACAAGGAAACACAACCACAACCUAGAAAUAGACACAACAGAACUCCCCACCUAGAAAUAAACGUGACAGACAUGCAACCAUAAAACAUCACCCAAAACCCAACAAAACAACAUACACCCUGGCUCAAAUACACAAGUCCUGGAGCCAGAGUGUGACACAGACGUUUCUUGUAGUUGGCCACCAGGUUUGCACACAUCUCAGGAGGGAUUUUGUCCCACUCCUCUUUGCAGAUCUUCUCCAAGUCAUUAAGGUUUCGAGGCUGACGUUUGGGAACUCGAACCUUCAGCUCCCUCCACAGAUUAUCUAUGGGAUUAAGGUCUGGAUACUGGCUAGGCCACUCCAGGACCUUAAUGUGCUUCUUCUUGAGCCACUCCUUUGUUGCCUUGGCCGUGUGUUUUGGGUCAUUGUCAUGCUGGAAUACCCAUCCACGACCCAUUUUCAAUGCCCUGGCUGAGGGAAGGAGGUUCUCACCCAAGAUUUGACGUCCCUUUGAUGCAGUGAAGAUGUCCUGUCCCCUUAGCAGAAAAACACCCCCUUAGCAUAAUGUUUCCACCUCCAUAAUGUUUCCACCUCUUGUUUGACGGUGUUCUUGGGGUCAUAGGCAGCAUUCCUCCUCCUCCAAACACGGCGAGUUGAGUUGAUGCCCAAGAGCUCCAUUUUGGUCUCAUCUGACCGCAACACUUUCACCCAGUUCUCCUCUGAAUCAUUCAGAUGUUCAUUGGCAAACUUCAGACGGGCAUGUAUAUGUUCUUUCUUGAGCAGGGGGACCUUGCGGGUGCUGCAGGAUUUCAGUUCUUCACGGCGUAGUGUGUUACCAAUUGUUUUCUUGGUGACUAUGGUCCCAGCUGCCUUGAGAUCAUUGACAAGAUCCUCCCGUGUAGUUCUGGGCUGAUUCCUCACCGUUCUCAUGAUCAUUGUAACACCACGAGGUGAGAUCUUGCAUGGAGCCCCAGGCCGAGGGAGAUUGACAGUUCUUUUGUGUUUCUUCCAUUUGCGAAUAAUCGCACCAACUGUUGUCACCUUCUCACCAAGCUGCUUAGCGAUGGUCUUGUAGCCCAUUCCAGCCUUGUGUAGGUCUACAAUCUUGUCCCUGACAUCCUUGGAGAACUCUUUGGUCUUGGCCAUGGUGGAGAGUUUGGAAUCUGAUUGAUUGAUUGCUUCUGUGGACAGGUGUCUUUUAUACAGGUAACAAACUAAGAUUAGGAGCACUCCCUUUAAGAGUAUUCUCCUAAUCUCAGCUCGUUACCUGUAUAAAAGACACCUGGGAGCCAGAAAUCUUUCUGAUUGAGUGGGGGUCAAAUACUUAUUUCCCUCAUUAAAAUGCAAAUCAAUUUAUAACAUUUUUGACAUGCGUUUUUCUGGAUUUUGUUGUUGUUAUUCUGUCUCUCACUGUUCAAAUAAACCUACCAUUAAAAUUAUAGACUGAUCAUUUCUUUGUCAGUGGGCAAACGUACAAAAUCAGCAGGGGAUCAAAUACUUUUUUCCCUCACUGUAUAUUUGAUCUUAAAUUGUACAUUUACUGUAGAUGCUCCAAAAGGUUAAACUAUAGAUAGGCAUUCUCCUCCACAAAUUCCAGAUAAAUGGACUACAGUCUAGACAAACAGUAAAAAAUGUGACAAGGCCAUUACAAGUACAGUGCUGCAACCUUCAAUAUUCUUGUCAUAGGCCUCAGUGCCGACCUGCAAUUCUAAUGUAUAUUUACAUAUUACAUGCAAAUAUAGUUGUGGUGAAUUGUUUUCUCAACAACAGUUAAAUGAACGUAGCCAUGUUGUUGGCACACUAUUGACAUUUCACGGGCAGUCCUUUAUGGUAGGGCUACGGAGAAGAUACAGUGCCCACCUGCUGUAGCACUACUGACGUCUUCCCAUAGAUAUUAAAAUAACUAUUCAUUGAUGUUAUUUAUGUUAUAUUUACUUUUACAAUGACACUUCAUUUCCAAUUCUUUAGAACUUUAUUUGAACUUGUUUUUAAACUUUAAUCGUGUCAUUAAAGUCAAAGUUGAUCUGACCAUGGCAUUGGGAAGUGUUUUAUUUCUUCAUUUAUUUUUCCAGUAUACAGAACUAUAAUGGCUAUUGUCUACCCUAUUGCAUAAGCAUAUUGCACACUGGAUGAAUAAUAUGUAUACUAUUAUUUAAUUGGCAUUAGCAACUAUAAUUACCUGAGUAUCAGCACUGUUAAUAUGUGUUGAUAUCCUAAGGGGAUGUAGUUCUGAAAAUAAGGAACUGCACAGUAACCUAAUCUAUUUAAAACACAGACAUGUAAUUUAAAGGAAGAGCUUGUUUUAUGUAUCUGGGUUGUCAAUCAUACAUGUCCUGCAGGCGUUUCUGCACUAAACUGUCGAGUUCUCCGGUAUUAACACAUCAUUGUGUGCACCGUGUGUGAUUACACUGUAGCCUACCAAUCACCUUGUUUACGGUUUUACUCCAUACUGAAUGUAUGUGUCUUUCUCCCCAAGCUCUGGACCAUGGUCCGUCAUACCACCUGUAUCAUGAGCAUCCCUUCCACUGCCAGCAUUGAGAGCCAGCUGCCCACAACAUGGAGCUCCUACCCCUGCUCAGACAGUGAGGACUAGUUUAGUUGCUCAAUGGCUUUUUCAGUGAAUUGCUCUGCUGGUUUAAUUAUUUACAAAUACCUGGGCUAGCCGGAGUUAAUAUUUUUUCACUACACCCCCAGCACACUCAAAGUGUGAAAAAAACACACUUAAUCUCUACCUUUACCCCUGACCCCAGUUUCCACAGUGAUGCCUGGUUACACCAGUCGCCUGUGGUCCCAGGACUCCCAGCCUCAGUAUUGGUCGAAGUAUCAGGUGUGGGAGUGGCUGCAGCAGAUGCUGGAUAUGCACCAGAUCGACGCUGCCAGCAUCCCCUUCCAGAACUUUGACGUGGACGGACGUCAGCUGUGCAGCAUGACCUAUCAGGACUUCACCCGUGCUGCGGGCACCGUGGGGCCUAUCCUCUACCACAGCCUCACCGAGCUCAAAUGGAGCGGUGGGUUCACACACUGAGCUGUAACGUCCUCUGUUAUUGUUAGUGUCUUAUGUUUAUCAGAAUGGAGGCCAGGUCAGGCCAUGCAUUGUUGAAACAUAUUGUGAUAGAUUAGGUCAUCAAAUGUUGAAUAGUAGUAUUUCAUUUCAACAACACUUGAGGCGGUUAGAAUACCACAAAAAAACAGGAACAGCAAAUUGAACCAGCGUAGGAGGAUCAAGGAUUUAGGAAUUCAGUAUCAAGUUUGAUUAACACAAAAUAAAGAAAGCCCAUGUUGUUACUGUAAGUGUAAUGGCAUUACCCUUAAAUGACCCCUUGUUUCUCCAUGUCAUCCCUACACAGGUCAGUAUCCUGGUGUGGAGUUUUCACCACUGGACGUUAUCAAAUCAGAGCCAGAUGGUAAGAGCCCUCAAAAGCACCAUAGACAAACACUGGCAUGAACGCAACGUCAUGUACUUCAAGUCAUCCCUAACAAGCUCAUCGAGUUAUUACAUAUCUAUGCAUGUCUCAACUUGUUUGACGCUAGUUAAUUAAUAAAUGAUGUAAGUUGAAACGAGUCUGUUAUUUGACAAAACGCUUCAGCUGGGCGGCAGGUAGUCUAGCAGUUAAGAGUGUUGGGCCAGUAACCGAAAGGUUGCUGGUUCGAAUCUCCAAGCCGACUGGGUGAAACAUCUGCCGAUGUGCCCUUGAGCAAGGCACUUAACCCUAGUUGCUCUGGAUAAGAGUGUCUGUUAAAUGACUAAAAUGUUAAAUGUAUGUAAUACCUCUUAAGCUUACAUACAAGCUUAAUGUGCUCUCCUGUUCUAGUAGAUUUCCCUUGCCCAUUCACAGAACCUAGCAUCUAUCCUGCAGGUAGGUACCACAUUGGAAUGGAUAUGAUUUUGGAGAAAAUUCAACAUUUUAAUUAACUUACGGACAGCAUUAUUUUUUACAUGUUGACAUUUCUUUACUUUUUAGAUAUUUACGAUCCCUCGUUUCAAUCCCUCGCACCUGUGACCUCGCCCACUCCCUCCAGUCCAGGUAAGAAACAAGACCAAAGAUGAAAACCUAUAAAACAUUAUGUAAACACACUAAUUGGAAUGAGCCCCGAUCCCAGGGAAGACAUCAACUUACAGUAGCCUCCAAAGAAAAUAUUACUUCAUCGUGGUCCUUUGUAGCUCAAUUGUUAGAGCAUGGUGCUUGUAAUGCCAGGGUAGUGGGUUUGAUUCCUGGGACCACCCAUACUUAAAAUGUAUGCACGCAUGACUGUAAGUCGCUUUGGAUAAAAGCGUCUGCUAAAUGGCAUAUAUUAUUAUAUUACUAAGCAAACAGAGUGGCAAUACAAGGCUAUUGAGUAAAGUCCAUGAACGUUCAGUGAGUGAUCAUUUUGGGAAUGAGGCAGCUGAGUCUACUCCUUAUCACUAAACAACAUCACCACAACGUCUCUGAACAAACUCAUCCUGUUUAUGUUCCCAUAUGAAUUGCUCCAUAGAAUUAAUCUGAAAUGUGUAAGACAGAGGUACAAAGGUUAGGCUAACACGUGUGGAUUAGUGAUUGGGGAAAAAUCUAUACAAUUACAUAAAGGAAUAUUAUUUUGGGACGAUAUUAUAUCGAUAUUUGACUCGUAGUAUGGAUUCGUAAAAAAUAUAUAUAUAUCUACUGUAGGUAGCGAUAGCUAGCGGGCUGUACCUCCAUCGAAACUACAAUAUUUUUCAUCCUAUAGCUUGUUCUUGAUCUUCUUUUUAAAUAGUAUCCAACAUGUUUUCAGCGCUUUUAUUUCCCAGACUGAUCAAAACUCGUUUUUUCAUGCUCUCUCUACAGCAGACAUAUAGCGAGCAAUACGUUUCGAACAUCAAAUCGCAUGCAUUGAAUCAGAACCUAAGUAUUGUGAUAAUAACCCAUCAUGAGGUCCCUGGCAAUUCCCAGCCCUAGUGUGGAUAUAAAAUGCAUUAUACUUCACAGCUAUGUUUAAUUCAGUUGGUGGGUGCUUAUAUGUGUCCUAUUUCAAGUGUGAAUUGGAAGUGUGUUUUUUGCACAUCCCAACUCCCCCUGAGAGGGGAAUCACAGCCAGGAUCUGCCAUUGUCAACUGCUACUCUGGAGCAUUUAGGGUUAAGUGCCUUGCUCAUGGGCACAUCAACAGAUUAUUUCACCUUGGGGAUUCAAACUAGCAACCUUUUGGGUACUGGCCCAAUGCUCUAACCACUAGGCUACCUGCUGCUGUAGGUUAGUUGGUUGGACUACUAUGAUGCUAGACCCACUUGUGGGUUCGAUUGCCACAUAUACCAAAUGUAUUAAAUAUCUUUAUUUUAAAUUGUUUUAAGCAUCUGCUAAAUGACCAUAUCUGUUUAUUAAUUUACUUUCAGACACAAAGAGAUCUCACAGUCGCCCUCAUCAGGUCAAAAAACACAGUGAGUAGUAUUUACAUGAACAUUUUCAAUACUAUCGUAUCAUAUAUUUUAAUGUAAAUACUCAAUGGGGUGAUGGCUACAUGCUGAACAUUUUUCCCAUGCUAUAACUGAUGUGCAGUAGAUGGUUCCAAUGUCCACCACCUGUGUAUUUUUCCACAGACCCCCGGGGGACACACCUGUGGGAGUUCAUUAGGGACAUUCUGCUGAACCCGGAGCGGAACCCAGGCCUGAUCAAGUGGGAGGAUCGGACAGAUGGCGUGUUCCGCUUCCUCAAGUCAGAGGCUGUGGCUCAGCUGUGGGGCAAGAAGAAGAACAAUAGCAGCAUGACCUACGAGAAGCUCAGCCGAGCUAUGAGGUAGAGACUGAAAGGAUUAGGGGGAGUUUCAUGUUUAUUUCCUGGUUCACAUGUUAAGAAGGAAGUCAUUUUGGCUGUUCCGUUAAGGUCCCUGUUCGUACCAUUCCAGAUAUUACUACAAACGGGAAAUCCUGGAACGUGUAGAUGGACGAAGGCUGGUCUACAAGUUUGGAAGGAAUGCACGAGGAUGGAGGGAGUCAGAGAAG